CCGGCAACAGCAACCGCGGGGGAUCGCCAGACACAGCCUCAGUUAGUCGUGAACCGGCCGAGUAGAACGUACCUUGUCCAAUCAAUCCCGCGAAUCGAUGACAUUGAUUAGAUAGGGAUAACAAAAUUGACCGAAUAGUAAAAAAUGGUCUGAAUCACUGGCGAUAAAGUUACGAAAUAAAGAUUAAAAUUUCAAACGUUAUCAUUUUGAUGUGGUGUUACCAUGUGGAGAUCGACAAGUUGCGAUUUUGGUGAAUAAAUAUAUUGGAUUUGUGAUUUUUAUGACAGAAAACUUGGAAAUUAUCACAAUGUGGAGUUUAGUGAUUAUUCUGCUGUGUGCAACAGGUCUCUCAGCCGGAAUCCUAGUGGAAGCUCAGCCAAACAGUAUAAAUUUACCCUCGGGUAACCACGAAAAAAACGAUAAAGAUUUCACCGGAAUACGUAGAUUUGCAUGCCCCGUUGGAUUCUUCAGACUCAAGAGAAAUUGUUACUACCUGAGUGCUGGAGUAGCCCCAUGGAGGGACGCUUACUUCCACUGUAAAGACAGAAACUCAACAUUGGCAGAACUCGAUAAGAACGGAAAGGAUCGAAUACUACGAAAGUAUCUCAUGGGCGAACAAUUCACGAGACUGGAGAGGUGGAUAGGCGGGUUGUAUAAUUGGAACCAAAAGGUCUGGCAGUGGGGUGCGACGGGUGAAAAUAUAAAAUUUCAGAACUUCGCUGGUGCGCUUAGUAAAAAUUCAUCGCAAUACGCGUGGUACUGCAUAGUUCUAAAUCCAUCGGCCAAAUACAAAUGGACACCGCGAAGUUGUGUUGAAAAAAAGCACUACAUCUGCCAGGUUCCCGCUGGACGAAUAGGACGGAGGAGGAAGAAGACUGUUCCAACGGAGGUGGGGCCCCAGAACCAGAGAUUGAGACCGAGGAAAAAGGGGAAGAAGAGGAGGAAAGAGAAAAAAAAUAACUUGAGGGAGCAUAGGAGGGGACGAGUGGGAACUGCGUGGAACAAGGAUUGGGUCGACAAUGACAAUCAGGAGUGGGCACACGGAGUUAAACUCGGGUCAAGGCCGCUGACUGAUAUCAAGUCAUCACCGGAAAUACGAGCAAACAGAACUCGUCAUCGAAAUAAUCGCAACAGGGUUCACGAUAGACCGCCCCGAAUAACGCAGAUAAACCCGCAAGGACACGAAUAUGGGGCAUUUCUAGGGGAUGGCCCAGCUGGCGGACGCCCCAAGGCACUGUCAGACGAAAAAACACUCUCUCACUAUCACGCAAAGAUCAACGAUUUGUCCCUUGAGGAAGUGCUUCUAAAAACUUGAGUAACUCCAUGUCCCAUUGGUCCAGAGGGAGGAAAAUGCACUUAAAAAACUUCCAUCGUUAUUCUCUAUUCUCUUCUAGAUGAGUGUUCAAGAACUCUCUGUGCGAAGAUUAAAACCAACAGAUAAAAAAAUUACCACUUCGCUGCUCUCUUUCAAUGUAACUAUUUCUCCCGAGUGCGCGAUAUAUUUUUUUUUUCUAGCUUAAACUGUAUUUUUGUAUUGCAAAACGAAGUCUUAGUUAUUAAUUUUCUCGAAUUUCAUUAAUAUUAUUAUUUAACUAAGGAAAUGAACGUGUUUUUAACGAAAAAAUAUUACAAUCUGUGGAUUGAAAUUUCAAGACAAGAGUAAUAACAUCGAUGAAGGAUUUACGAUCACAUGUGUUGAAAGACAAAUGUUUGCUAGCUAUCUAUCUCGAUUCCGUUGAAUAAUCGAGUAUCAUGGGGCUAUAUUUUCCCCACCGCCCUUGGAAUGUCGUAAAUUCCUCAAAUGUCUGAGAAUUUCAAACUGUGAAUUAUUCGCUGGAAUAUUUCCUUGUCACCUGUAUUUUUGUAUUACCAAGUCUUACUCUAAUUUAAUUAGCUUAGGGAUUUUUAAUGCUAGUACUCGUCAACGUAGUUCCUAGUGGUCUUUUAGUUGAACGGGAGAAGAUUUAGAAAUUAUUGUAUUAGACGUCCAAUUAAUUUAUUCAGUCAGAUGCGCGGAAAUUGCAAACUCCUAAAUUUCACGUCAGAAAUAAAAACCUUUCAACUAUAAAUCCUCAGGAAAUUAUCUGCAAAUCUCCUGAGUCUAGAACGAGGAACGCUUUGCCUGUACAUAUUGUUGAAACCUACUCCAACGUCAAUGUCAAUGUAAUGUUUAUCGCAUGUAGAAACGACAAUGUAAAAUUAAAUUAAACUCACCUUGAUGUACGUGCACAA
Molecule: messenger RNA, 2232 nt
Organism: Diachasmimorpha longicaudata
Lineage: Eukaryota; Metazoa; Arthropoda; Insecta; Hymenoptera; Braconidae
Gene: Rgn
Product: regeneration
Exons: 5
Coding region: 281-1315 (344 amino acids)
Source: RefSeq, a predicted model, not a curated record